CCGUCCGGCGGUGAAACCGAACCCGCAGUGCGCCAGGUGACCAGCGCCAGGCCGACACGCGGCCACCGGACACGGGAAACUGGAGCGGCCCGCGGCCCGCGCCGGACGCCGGACGGGACGCUCCUGCAGACCUGGCGAUCGGCCCUGUGUGCGACGGGACAUCGAUUUUCGUCGGGGGGCGGCGGUGGCGCCGGCGUGCCGCCGCCGGGCCGCGUCGGCAAUCAUCGGUGGAACGUCGCCGUCGCCGCCGACCGACUCGGCUCUUCCGCAGCAUCCAGAGGUCCGACGGGGAUGCCGACCAGGAUGGGCGAGCAGGCUGCCACUCCCACCGUGAAGCGGAAGAACGGCUUCUUCUCCAGCAUCUUCAAGCGGAAGCGGGAUGAGAACGACCCUGCUCACAUGGUGCGCACCGCCGGAGACGCGCCGCUGUCCCCUCCCGCCGACCGAGAUGGUGCAGAACUCCACAUGAUGGCUAACAUGGAGGAGGACCUGCAGAAGCUGCAGAUGUCGCGGCAGGACAACCCGUUCCUGCAGCAGCUUCAGAGCAGUGCCGACGACCUGGUAGCCCCCGAUGACGAAACCGAUGACGCCAGGCUCGUAGUGACGGAGUCCGGCAACAGCCGGCAGCUGGCCCUGGCGGAGAUCCACUCACACCUGGUGCGCAGUCCUCCGCCGAUCCCUUGGCCGCGGUCCUCGCAAAAGUUCAGCUUCGACGACCUACACGAGCCGGCACGUAUCGUUGAGGUCAUUCCCAGAUCAAACCUGCGUCCUCUGGCAGCCAAAGAGCGAGGCCAGGUGAUGGACCAGUGCCUGCAGGAUAUUCUGCAAACUCAGCGCUGCAUCCCGCUACAAAAAGCCUCGGCCGUCGAUGAAACGUUCACGGGCCGAUUGAGUCCUCGGACCAGUCCUCUGCGAGCGCCGCUGAACGUCCGACAACUCAGUCCCAGGCGAGGUCGAACCCCACCGGACCGCCCCCUGCUGGAGCCGCCAGUACCGGAGGAGACAGCGGCGGCCCCGGAGUCCAGGCUGGACACACCACUAGCGCCGGUCCGAGCGCCUCCGCGCGUCACCUCACACGAAGUCAGGCCUAAACUGAGUCUUCAAGUCAGUAGCAGUGGCUUCCAAAAAAGUCCAGAGAAGCUGGACAUGAAGCGGCCUAACACUUAAAUUCUAGACGUCGGGCAAACGACAACACAAACGACCAAAGGAGUGCGGCAGAGAGGACGCCACGAAUAUUGACAAGAUAUUGCACAUGGGGCAGCGAGGGAUAAUUUCGCAUGCGUGAGAGCUAAAUACCUGCGAUAACUCAGCAUCAUUCCAGUGGAAAAGACCAUCGUGGGGUAGAAACAGCUAAUUAGGUUUUCUUUAUUUGUGCAUUUCCCUGAGUGACGCGCUCGCGAUGAAUGAAACAUACCGGAACAGUCUGCAUCGAACGUGAAAAUGCAAUGGGGGGGGGGGAGGAACCCUGGCGCCCGGCACUGACGCUGUCUAGUCACAAUGUUGCUUCAGACAGGUCAGAGAAGUUCACGAAUCUCGUCAACAUGAAUCUCGGAUUGACCUAUAGGUAUGAUAGUAUAGAUGCCGUAGAGAAAGGUAGAAAAAUGACGUAGAAUCUCAGGUGGCAAAGUGCGAGACGAUGUGCUGUAGCGUCUGCGAAUGGGCAAAUUGAAUCAUAUAUCUCCACGCAAAAAAUAAUAUGCGUCAUGUUAGUAAGGUUUUACCAUGGUUUUACUGACAAAAUGCAAUUGGCUGGUAAUAAGACAACGUAUGUGCUAUAUUUUGAUCUCUGUACCAACGAUAUUGAUGUAAGAGGCUUGUGUGACACAAUAUUUUGUACAUCGAUCCACGUGUGCGAGUGUUCUGCCAUUUGUCAGAUACCUGCUGACGACAACUAUAGGGUGUGUCACAGAUAGCAUGAUUCAUGUUGUCUCAUGGUGUGUGAAUGUCAUAUAAUGCCUGCAGAAUGGUGAAAUGAGUUGAUUUAUCUCACCUUAAAAUCUCAAUGUUGGUAUGUAGCUAGAAUAAGCAUAAGUGUGCUUGUGAGCCCAGCCAAGAGAUUAACAUACGACUUUCUAUGGAUCCUGCCACCUCACGUUUUCACACAUCGAAAACGUCAUGUUGUUGGUAAACCCAUUAUGAUGCGUGCUUGUUAAUUAAUUAUAUGACGUAGUGCAUUGUGAAUAUUGUGAAAUCCCUGCAUGGAUUUAUAAGCAGCCUAUGAGGCAUUGCUUUCGUUGAAGGUGUUCGCAAAAUAUACAGCUUUAUCUGA
Messenger RNA from Amphibalanus amphitrite, 2269 nucleotides. RefSeq lists its product as uncharacterized. NCBI's taxonomy places the organism in Eukaryota, Metazoa, Arthropoda, Thecostraca, Balanomorpha, Balanidae. The transcript has 10 exons. The record is from RefSeq and is a predicted model, not a curated record. Bases 292 to 1167 code for a protein of 291 amino acids.